GCGGCCGCCUCUGCCUCUCCCGCCCCCUUACCCGCCCCGGAGCGGGAAGCAGCGGAGGCUCCGCCAUGGCCUCAGAAGCCGGAGGAAUAGGAGGGGGCGGCGGCGGCAAGAUCCGGACGCGGCGUUGCCACCAGGGGCCAAUUAAGCCUUACCAGCAGGGGCGACCCAAGCACCAGGGCAUUCUUAGCAGGGUUACAGAAUCUGUUAAGAAUAUUGUGCCAGGAUGGCUACAGAGAUACUUCAACAAGAGUGAAGAUGUAUGCAGCUGCUCAACAGACACCAGAGAGGUACCACAGUGGCCAGAAAAUAGAGAAGAUGAUCAUCUGAUAUAUGCUGAUGAGGAGAGUGCUAAUAUUCAUGAUGGGAGAAUCACUCCUGAGCCAACAGUCAGUAAUACAGAAGAACCCUCAACAACUAGUACUGCUUCAAAUUAUCCAGAUGUGUUAACAAGGCCUUCUCUUCAUCGGAGCCAUCUGAAUUUCUCCAUGUUGGAAUCUCCUACAUUACACAGUCAGCCCUCCACAUCCUCGGCAUUCCCAAUUGGCAGUUCUGGAUUUUCCCUUGUAAAGGAAAUUAAAGAUUCUACCUCUCAGCAUGAUGAUGAUAACAUCUCAACUACCAGUGGGUUUUCUUCAAGAGCUUCUGAUAAAGAUAUAACUGUUUCAAAGAAUACUUCAGUGCUCCCUCUGUGGUCCCCAGAGGCUGAACGGUCUCAUUCACUCUCACAGCACACUGCCACCAGCUCAAAGAAACCAGCAUUCAACUUGUCUGCCUUUGGAACACUUUCCCCUUCACUUGGGAGUUCUUCAUUCCUUAAAACAAGUCAGCUUGGAGAUUCUCCUUUUUAUCCUGGAAAAACAACGUAUGGUGGGGCAGCAGCUGCUGUAAGACAGCCUAAACUACAAAACACACCAUAUCAGGUACCAUUCAGAAGACAGAUGAAAGCUAAACAAGUCAAUGCAGAAUACUAUGGUGUGACUAGUUCAACAGCUCGGCGAAUAUUGCAAUCUUUAGAGAAGAUGUCAAGCCCUUUAGCGGAUGCAAAAAGAAUUCCAUCUGUUGUUUCUUCUCCACUGAAUUCUCCUCUUGAUAGGAGAGGGAUAGAUACCACCACAGAUUUUCAGGCCAAAAGGGAAAAGGUGGUCUGUCAAUAUCCCCCAGUUCAGAGGCUCAUGACCCCAAAGUCAGUAUCCAUAGCAGCAAAUCGAACUGCUUAUUUUAAACCAUCUCUGACCCCAUCUGGUGAAUUAAAGAAGACUAAUCAAAGAAUAGAUAAAAAACACAGUACUGGAUAUGAAAAAAGUAUGACACCAGGACAAAGUAGAGAACGAGAAAGUGGUUUUUCUUACCCAAAUUUCAGUAUGUCUGCAGCCAAUGGUGUAUCUUCUGGAGUAGGUGGUGGAGGAGGCAAGAUGAGACGAGAAAGAACACGCUUUGUGGCAACUAAACCUGCAGAGGUGGAGGAAAUGGAAGUACCAGUAUUACCGAAUAUCUCUCUACCCAUCACCAGUUCUUCACUGCCUACCUUCAAUUUUAGUUCCUCGGUGAUUACAACUUCUCUAUCACCAAUUAGUCCUGCACAGUCAUUAACAAAUAAGGUACAAAUGACCUCUCCUAACAACACAAACAGUCCCAUGUUUAGAUUUUCAUCUCCAAUUGUAAAAUCUACAGAGGCAGAUGUACUCCUACCUCCAUCAUCUAUUGGAUUUACUUUUAGUGUGCCUGUUGCAAAAACAGUAGAACUUUCUGGCUCUAGUACUGUUUCAGAACCAAUUACAAGUAGUGCAGCUCAAGAUAUCACUGCAAUGAACAGUACAAGCUGUAAGAAGCCAGAUGAAGAUUCUGAGGGCCUUUUUAGACCUGCAAAAACCCUGAAAGAAGGAAGUGUCCUAGAUAUUCUGAAAAACCCUGGUUUCACAUCACCGAAGGCAGAUUCCCUUGCUGCUAUUCCUACCACCACAAGCCCGGUAGUUUAUACAAGACCAGCAAUAAGUAGCUUUUCUUCUAGUGGAAUUGGGUUGGGGGAAAGUUUAAAAGCUGGAUCAUCAUGGCAGUGUGAUAUUUGUCUACUCCAGAACAAACUUACAGACAGCAAGUGUAUAGCCUGUCAAGCGACAAAAUUGCCACUAAGAGAUACUGCUAAACAGACUGGAAUUGGGACACCAAGUAAAAGUGGCAAACCAACUCUUUCUGCAUCAGGGACAGGUUUUGGAGACAAAUUUAAACCAGCAAUAGGAACUUGGGAUUGUGAUACCUGUUUAGUGCACAAUAAGCCUGAGGCGAUAAAAUGUGUAGCUUGUGAAACACCGAAACCUGGAACUGGUGUUAAGCGAGUCCUUACAUUGCCAGUGGCUUCAGAAAGUGCUGUCACCGUGGCUGCUUCAUCUUCCAGCUGCACUGUGACCACUGGUACCUUAGGAUUUGCAGAUAAAUUCACAAAGCCCAAGAGGUCUUGGGAGUGUCCAGUAUGCUGUGUUCCUAAUAAUCCAGAGGACAAUAAAUGUGUGUCCUGUAUGUCUGAGAAACCAGGAAAUUCAGUACCUGCUUCAAGUAGCAGCACGGUUCCUAUCUCUCUCUCUUCUGGAAGCUGCCUAGGAUUAGACAAGUUCAAGAAACCUGAGGGAAGCUGGGAGUGUGAAGUGUGCCUAGUGCAGAAUACAGCAGAUUCCACCAAAUGUGCAGCAUGUGAAAGUGCCAGGCCAGGCACAAAAUCUGAGUUUAAAGGCUUUGGCACAUCUUCCUCAUCUUCAAACCCAGCAUCCUCAUCCUUCAAAUUUGGUAUACCGUCAUCCUCUUCUGAGCCCUCUCAGACUUUAUCAAGCACUGGAAAUUUUAAAUUUGGAGAUCAAGGAGGUUUUAAAAUAGGUAUGUCAUCAGAUUCUGGGUCUUCAAACCCCAUGAGUGAAGGCUUCAAAUUUUCUAAACCAGUAGGAGAUUUUAAAUUUGGAGUUUCAUCUGAUUCUAAACCGGAAGAAGUUAAAAAGGACAGUAAGAAUGAUAAUAAUUUUAAGUUUGGACUUUCUUCUGGUUUAAGCAAUCCAGCUUCUUUAGCUCCAUUUCAGUUUGGGAUGACUAAUCUUGGGCAGCAAGAAAAGAAAGAGGAACUGCCUAAAGCUUCAUCUACAGGCUUUAGUUUUGGUACGGGUGUUACUAACCCUACUCCUGCUGCUGCUAACACUGUGGUGACCUCUGAGAACAAGAGUAGUUUCAGCUUUGGAACUGUCGAAACCAAGAGUAUCUCAGUGGCUCCUUUCCCGUGUAAGACGUCAGAAGCGAAAAAAGAAGAAAUGCCUGCCACCAAAGGAGGGUUUCCUUUUGGCAAUAUGGAACCUGCCCCUCUGCCAUCUGCCUCAUUGUUUGCUUUGGGAAGGACAGAAGAGAAGCAAGAGCCUGUCACUUCUACUUCUCUUGUGUUUGGGAAGAAAGCUGACAGUGAAGAGCCAAAGUGUCAACCAGUGUUUUCCUUUGGGAAUUCAGAGCAAACCAAAGAUGAAAGUUCUUCAAAGUCGACCUUUAGUUUCAGUAUGGCAAAACCAUCUGAGAAGGAGUCUGAGCAGCCAGCAAAGGCCACUUUUGCUUUUGGAGCUCAAACCAGUACUACAGCUGAUCAAGGUGGAGCAAAGGCAGUUUUUAGUUUCUUGAACAACAGUUCCUCUAAUUCAAGUACACCAGCCACUUCGGCUGGUGGCAGCCUAUUUGGUAGUUCCACCUCUUCAUCCAGUGCACCAGUGGGUGCCUUUGUGUUUGGACAGACCACCAAUCCCGUGAGCAGCUCUGCCUUUGGUAACCCUGCUGAAUCCAGUACAUCUCAACAAUCUUUGCUGUUUCCUCAAGAGAGCAAACCAGCAACCACAUCCAGCUCGGGUACAGCUGUUACCCCAUUUGUCUUUGGUCCAGGAGCCAGCAGUAAUAAUACUGCAACCUCUGGUUUUAACUUUGGAGCUACAACCACUUCUAGCUCUUCAGGAUGCUCCUUUGUGUUUGGUACUGGACCUUCAGCACCAUCUGCCAGUCCAGCAUUUGGUGCUAACCAGACCCCAACAUUUGGACAAAGUCAAGGUGCCAGCCAGCCAAAUCCCCCAGGCUUUGGAUCUAUAUCAUCUUCAGCAGCUUUAUUUUCUGCUGGCUCUCAGGCUGUACCACCUACUUUUGGGACAGUGUCAAGCAGUAGCCAGCCUCCUGUGUUUGGACAGCAGCCUGGUCAGUCUGCAUUUGGCUCUGGAACAGCUCCGAAUUCCGGUUCAGUUUUCCAGUUUGGCAGCAGCACUACAAAUUUCAAUUUCACAAACAACAAUCCGUCAGGAGUAUUCAAAUUUGGUGCGAAUCCGAGCACACCUGCAGCCCCAGCCCAGCCUUCUGGCUCAGGGGGCUUUCCAUUUAAUCAGCCGUCAGCUUCAUUUACAGUGGGGUCAAAUGGGAAAAAUAUGUUCUCUUCUUCUGGAACUUCAGUUUCUGGUCGCAAGAUAAAGACUGCUGUUAGACGCAGGAAAUAAAUAUUGGAGUGGUGUUAUACACAAGUUUUAACAAAAGCUGGUGUCCUGCUUUUAGAUACUGGAUUGUACUACAUGCUGGAGUUACCUGAAGUCAAUCUGCCUAAGGACUUCUUUGAUUUUGGAAUUUUCCUCUUUCUUUCUUUACAAAAGCCCUGCCCUCACCUCUCGCCACGCCCUUUAAAAAUAAAUAAUAGACUGAUGA
Messenger RNA from Eptesicus fuscus (big brown bat), 4695 nucleotides. RefSeq names its product nucleoporin 153 (gene NUP153). The coding region runs from base 66 to 4493 and encodes 1475 amino acids. The record is from RefSeq and is a predicted model, not a curated record. The transcript is spliced from 22 exons. Lineage: Eukaryota; Metazoa; Chordata; Mammalia; Chiroptera; Vespertilionidae. Gene Ontology annotation, cellular component: nuclear pore. Gene Ontology annotation, biological process: RNA export from nucleus; protein import into nucleus. Gene Ontology annotation, molecular function: structural constituent of nuclear pore.